This is a messenger RNA of Vicia faba (fava bean), 348 nucleotides long. Lineage: Eukaryota; Viridiplantae; Streptophyta; Magnoliopsida; Fabales; Fabaceae. The record is from the annotation of a GenBank genome assembly.
AUGACAUCUUUAAAUAUUGAUUGGAAGCCAAUAGUUGGAAUGGAAUUCAAUAGCAUAGAAGAAACUUAUCAAUUUUGGCUUGCUUAUAGUGCACACGUUGGCUUCAGAGUUAGAAAACGUUAUGCAAACAAAAAUAAAGAUGACACUAUAUCAUCAUGUAGAACUGAUUGCAAAGCAAGAAUUUCACUUGGAUGUCAUAAUGAAAAGUUUGUCAUUAAUGAGUUUGUAAAGGACCACAACCAUCCUCUACAACCUCCAAAGACAACACACAUGCUUACAUUACAUAGAAGGAUAACUGAAGUACAAGCUUAUGAGAUUGAUAUGGCCAAUGAUUCAAGAUUAAGGUAA